GUAUAUAGAGAGUGAAAUUGGGAAAAAGAGGUUGUUGUGGAAAUGGAGGAAACAAAGGGAGUAGUGAAACACUUACUGCUAGCAAAGUUCAAGGAUGAUGUCACGCCAGAGAAGAUUGAAGAGCUCAUCAAGGGCUAUGCCAACCUAGUCAAUCUUAUCCCACCCAUGAAAGCAUUCCAUUGUAACUUCAUUAAAAUAGGUUUGCCCAGUAUUGCUGAUGAAAAAGCGAUGAUACUGAUGAAUAGAGUGAGUGGAACAUUGACUGGAUCGGGUUGGCUUCCAAAUUAUUUAUUGCUACAUUUUGAGAUUGUACAUGCUUGUAGAAUUCAGAAGUCCGUCGGUGAAAUUGCAGGAUUUCAGAACAAGAUCUCUGCCUUUUCUGCACUGGGCAAAGAUGUGAGUGCGGAAAACCUGCAUCAAGGCUUCACUCAUGUGUUUGAAUCAACCUUUGAGAGUACAGAGGGCGUUGCAGAGUAUGUAGUUCAUCCUGCUCAUGUUGAAUUUGCAAAUUGGUUCCUUUCCUCUGCAGAGAAAGUGGUUGUGAUUGACUAUAAGCCUAUCAGUUAACCUUUCAUUGGGAAAUUGAUGCUCAGUUCACUGUUAGUGCUCUGAUAAAAAUAAUUUUGGUUGUUUGAUCUCAGUUAUUUUACGAACUUCAAUGAUUCCCUUUGGUGUAUGCACUACAAUGAUUUCAUUUAUGCAUAUCAAUUUGGAUUUGAAAUAUAAAUGUCUACCAUAAAACUUUCAACCUUCA
Vigna angularis (adzuki bean) is the source of this 754-nucleotide messenger RNA. Its product is annotated as stress-response A/B barrel domain-containing protein HS1. The transcript is spliced from 3 exons. Gene Ontology annotation, biological process: pollen tube adhesion. Bases 43 to 567 code for a protein of 174 amino acids. The record is from RefSeq and is a predicted model, not a curated record. Lineage: Eukaryota; Viridiplantae; Streptophyta; Magnoliopsida; Fabales; Fabaceae.